Ustilaginoidea virens is the source of this 1203-nucleotide messenger RNA. RefSeq lists its product as uncharacterized. The coding region runs from base 1 to 1203 and encodes 400 amino acids. The transcript has 5 exons. NCBI's taxonomy places the organism in Eukaryota, Fungi, Ascomycota, Sordariomycetes, Hypocreales, Clavicipitaceae. Gene Ontology annotation, biological process: tyrosyl-tRNA aminoacylation. The record is from RefSeq and is a predicted model, not a curated record. Gene Ontology annotation, molecular function: tyrosine-tRNA ligase activity; ATP binding.
AUGGCUGCCGCGAAUGCUACAGAGAGGUUCCAGCUCAUUCGCGAGAACCUCGCAGAGGUCCUGAACCCCGAAAUCAUAGAGUCUAUUCUCGCCGAGGGCAGAAGCCCAAAGAUCUACUGGGGUACCGCCACCACGGGUCGCCCUCACUGCGGUUACUUUGUCCCUGCCAUCAAGAUUGCUCAGUUCCUCGCCGCCGGCUGCCAAGUGACCAUUCUCCUCGCCGACAUCCACGGGUUCCUCGAUAACUUGAAGGCGCCGAUCGAGCUGGUCGAGCAGCGCACUCACUUCUACCGCCAUGUCAUCACUGCCAUUCUGGAAGCCGUCGGCGUCUCCACCGAGAAACUGCGAUUCGUACAGGGAAGCUCCUACCAAAAGAGCCCCGAGUAUAUAAUGGACCUCUACAAAAUGACGUCGUUGGUGUCGGAACACGAUGCCAAGAGGGCCGGUGCCGAGGUCGUCAAACAGACUGCCAAUGCUCCCUUGAGUGGCUUGCUCUACCCAAUAUUGCAAGUGCUUGACGAGCAGUACCUGGACGUAGAUGCGCAGUUUGGUGGCCUUGACCAGCGAAAGCUCUUCGUCGCAGCCAAAGAAUGGCUUCCCAAGAUUGGGUACAAGGAGCGCGCACAUUUACUCAACCCCAUGGUUCCCGGACUGCAGGGUGGAAAGAUGAGUUCCAGUGAUCAAGACAGUAAGAUUGACCUGCUCGAUCCUCCCGAAGUCGUUUCCAAGAAGAUCAAGAAAGCCAUCGCCGCGCCUCAAGUUGUCGAUGAGAAUGGUGUCCUGGCUUUUGUCGAGUUUGUCUUGUUACCAGCCUCCGGUCUGAAGGGAGGGAAGAGAGAGUUCAAGGUUGACCGCGAGCGGGAUGGGUUGGAACCCCUCGUCUACGACGACAUUUCCCAAAUGCAAGAGGACUACAAGAAUGACACGCUUACCCCCCAGCUACUCAAGCCCGCCGUCGCCAAAGCUCUCAACGAGCUCCUUGCCCCUAUCCGGACGGCUUACCAGGCAUCCGAGGACUGGCAAGACGUGGCUCUCAAAGCCUACCCUCCGCCAGCCAAGAAAGAGAAGAAGGUCAGGGACAAGGGAUCGCGUCACCCUGGAGGCGCCAAACCCGCUGGCGAUGCUGCUCUCGCCAAGGCGAUUGAUGGAGGUGAAACACAGGUUGAUGGCGCUGCCUCUGCGGUGGAGAAGUUGACGGUGUGA